AUGACCGCUUGCGAGCUCGAGAGCAACAUGGUCGUUCCUCAGCGCGAGGUCAGCAAUUCUGGUGGUUCUACAAUCACGCCCAACUCGGCCCCAGUGCCACCACAGACUCUUGGCCAAACUGGUUACGGCAGAGAUACCAGUAUUUGGGCCCCUGGUCUUGAUGCCAACCAGCCCAAUAACAACGCUACCACUGGCAGUUACUUCGGUCAUGGUGUUAACAGUGGCGGCAGCAACUCUGUCUCAGGCAUGGGCAACUUUGUUUUGGGUCAACAUGUUGACCACAGUUCUCGACGUCUUGCUGCGGCCAAAAGGCUGCAGAGGACUGUCAAAUUCACUACCGAAGAGGUGGCCCAAAUGAGUGGCGAAACGCCUAAGCAGACCGACGUCGUUGGCUCAAAUCCGUGA
Messenger RNA from Fusarium venenatum, 405 nucleotides. RefSeq lists its product as uncharacterized. Lineage: Eukaryota; Fungi; Ascomycota; Sordariomycetes; Hypocreales; Nectriaceae. The record is from RefSeq and is a predicted model, not a curated record.